Messenger RNA from Cyprinodon tularosa, 1396 nucleotides. RefSeq names its product diacylglycerol O-acyltransferase 2 (gene dgat2). The record is from RefSeq and is a predicted model, not a curated record. Gene Ontology annotation, biological process: triglyceride biosynthetic process. Gene Ontology annotation, cellular component: endoplasmic reticulum membrane. The coding region runs from base 197 to 1264 and encodes 355 amino acids. The transcript has 8 exons. NCBI's taxonomy places the organism in Eukaryota, Metazoa, Chordata, Actinopteri, Cyprinodontiformes, Cyprinodontidae. Gene Ontology annotation, molecular function: diacylglycerol O-acyltransferase activity.
GUCUCGUGGCCACUGCUUCUUCAGGUUUACCCACGCGCGGUCCAGCCUCGCGCCCACGCUGUGAGACGGAGCAGUUCAAAGCUUCCCUCCUGUCUGUCCCUAAAUAACUGUCCGCUCUGCUGCUGCUGGACGGAGAUGACAGAGCAGCUGUAGCUCCACAGUCUGCAGACCAUUUACAGACCACCCAGCAGAGACCAUGAAGACCAUCCUGGCUGCCUACUCUGGAGUCCUUAAAGGCACGGGCUCCAGCAUCCUGUCCUCCCUGCAGGACGUGCCGUCAGCGCUGUGGCCCUGCAGCUCCAAGAUGGAAAAGCAUCUGCAGGUCAUCUCUGUGCUGCAGUGGGUCGUCUCCUUCUUAGCCAUGGGUAUUGCCUGCACCCUGCUGUUGAUCUAUAUGUUCUGCACAGAUUGCUGGUUAAUUGCUGCCCUUUACACCGCCUGGUUAAUUGUUGACUGGAACACCCCGAAACAAGGUGGUAGGAGGUCUUCAUGGGUGAGAAACUGGACAGUAUGGACAUAUUUCCGAGACUAUUUCCCCAUCCGGCUCAUCAAAACCCAUGAUCUGCUUCCCAGCCGGAACUACAUACUGGGCUACCAUCCCCACGGUAUCUUCUGCUUUGGGGCUUUCUGCAACUUUGGUACAGAGGCUACGGGAUUCUCUAAGAAAUUCCCGGGGAUCAAACCCUCCCUGGCAACCCUGGCAGGAAACUUCCGCCUGCCCGUCCUUCGGGACUACCUGAUGUCUGGAGGUAUCUGCCCAGUGAACAGGCACUCCAUCGACUACCUGCUGUCCUGCAACGGGACGGGAAACGCUGUAGUGAUUGUAGUCGGAGGAGCAGCGGAGUCUCUGCACUGUGCACCGGGCAUAAAUUCUGUCACCCUAAAGAACCGCAAAGGCUUUGUAAGGCUGGCCCUGCAGAAAGGGUCCGACCUGGUUCCAGUGUAUUCUUUCGGAGAGAAUGACGCCUACAGGCAGGUGAUCUUUGAGGAGGGGACCUGCUGGAGAGCCCUGCAGAAACGUUUGCAGAAGAUCUUGGGUUUUGCCCCUUGCCUUUUCUACGGCAGCGCCUGGGGAAUCGUGCCUUUUGGAAAUCCUAUCACAACCAUAGUGGGGGAGCCAAUCACGGUGCCUAAAAUUGAGGACCCGACAGAGGAGAUGGUGGAUCUGUACCAUGGAAUGUACAUCAGGUCGCUCCAGUGCAUUUUUGACAAGUACAAAACCCGCUUUGGCCUGAAGGAGAGCGACAUCCUGCACAUCCAGUGAGAGGACCAGGAGCAGAGCUUCUCUCCUCCCGCUGCCUCAGCCGUCCGGUUUACCUCUGGAGCAUGAAACCACACACCUGUAGACGUCUGCUGAAGAAAUCUCCGUCCACCGCAGUGUUCUCAAUGUCGGCUC